AUGUCAUGUACUUUCAGAUCAACAACAAAACGGGGGCAAUUUCACUUACUCUAGCAGGUGCGGUGGAACGAACCAGGUGUACUAUAUUCAUUAGUGGAAGAGGAGAAGCCAUCAAAAUUCCCAUUUUUAAUUGACCAGGAAGGAGAUAUCUAUGUGACUCAGCCCUUGGACCGAGAAGAAAAGGAUGCGUAUGUUUUUUAUGCGGUUGCAAGGGAUGAGCAUAGAAAACCACUCGCAUUGCCACUGAAAAUUCAAGUGAAAGUUAAAGACAUUAAUGAUAAUCCACCUACAUGUCCAUCUACAGUGACUGUACUUGAGGUCCAGGAGAAUGAACAAAUAGGGAACAGUAUUGGAACACUUAUUGCUCAUGACAUGGAUGAAGAAAACACUAUCAACAGUGUUUUAGGAUACAGAAUUGUGGAUCAAACCCCCAAAGUUCCUAGAGAUGGACUCUUCCUGGUCCAAGCCUACUCAGGAAUGUUCCAGUUAGCCUUGCAGUCCUUGCGGAAGCGAGACACUCCGCAGUACAUCUUGACAGUAGAGGUGUCUGACAAAGAUUUCAAGACCCUCUGCUUUGUGCAGAUCAACGUUAUUGAUAUCAAUGAUCAGAUCCCCAUCUUCGAAAAAUCAGAUUAUGGAAACCUAACUCUCCCUGAAGAUACAGCCAUUGGAACUGUCAUCUUAACCAUCCAGGCCACCGACGCUGAUGAACCGUAUACGGGAAGUUCUAAAAUCUUGUACCGAAUUACACAGGGAGACAGUGAGGGACAUUUGGAGAUUGAAACAGAUCCUGAAACCAAUACUGGAUAUGUCAAGGUUAAAAAGCCUCUUGAUUUUGAAGCAGCAGAUGUUUACAAUAUUGUGUUCCAAGCAGAAAACCCAGAGCCUCUGGUGUUUGGUGUACAGUACAAUGCCAGCUCUUCUGCUACAUUCAGACUUACUGUGACAGAUGUGAAUGAGGCACCGCAAUUUUCCCAACAACUAUACCAAGCAAAAGUCAGAGAGGAUGUGGCUAAAGGCACCAAAGUGGGCAACGUGACUGCCAAGGAUCCGGAAGGUCUGGACAUAAGUUAUUCACUAAGAGGUGACAAGAGAGGUUGGCUAAAAAUUGACCCCGUCACCGGCGAGAUCUUUAGUGUGGCUCCGCUGGACAGGGAAGCUGAAAGUCUGUAUCGGGUACAAGUGGUGGCAACAGAAGUAGGCGGAUCCUCCUUGAGCUCCGUGGCGCAAUUCCACCUGACCCUCACGGACGUGAACGACAACCCCCCGCGGCUGGUCAAGGAGUACACAGGCUUGUUCUUCUGCUAUCCCCCGAAAGCACCCGGAAGUCUCAUUUUCGAGGCCACCGAUGAUGAUCAGCAGUUAUUUCGGGGUCGACACUUUACAUUUUCCCUUGGCAGUGAAAGCUUACAAAAAGACUGGGAAGUUUCCAAAAUCAAUGGAACUCAUGCCAGGCUCUCCACCAAGCACACGGGCUUUGAGGAGAGAGUUUACCACAUCCCAGUCCGCAUCAAUGAUGGCGGUCGGCCACCCUUGGAAGGAACUGUCUCUUUACCAGUUACUUUCUGCAAGUGUGUGGAAGAUAGGUGUUUCCAGCCAGCAGAUCACAUGCCUGGGAUACCUACUGUGGGCAUGACAGUUGGUAUACUCCUUACCACCUUUUUGGUCAUCGGUAUAAUUUUAGCUGUCGUGUUUUUCCAGAUAAAGAAGAAUAAAGGCCAACGUAAUGUUGAAAGUGCUCAGGCAUCUGAAGUCAAGCCUCUGAGAAACUGA
Messenger RNA from Globicephala melas (long-finned pilot whale), 1773 nucleotides. It is a transcript of the gene CDH17, whose product is annotated as cadherin 17. Gene Ontology annotation, biological process: cell morphogenesis; calcium-dependent cell-cell adhesion; homophilic cell-cell adhesion. The record is from RefSeq and is a predicted model, not a curated record. NCBI's taxonomy places the organism in Eukaryota, Metazoa, Chordata, Mammalia, Artiodactyla, Delphinidae. Gene Ontology annotation, cellular component: adherens junction; catenin complex; plasma membrane. Gene Ontology annotation, molecular function: calcium ion binding; cadherin binding.